AAACAUUUACACAUCCCCACUUGAUCUUUUCACCAACACACCCAGAUAAGUGCUUUAGAGAGAGAUAGCAAUAAGCCAUGGUAUCCUUUCAAGCCCCUUUUCUUCAAUUUAUUGAUCAAAAGAACAUGAUUUCAGAAACUGAUGAUCAUCAUGAGAGAAAUUCAAAGAAUGUUAAAAGGAAAUGGAAUGAAACUCAAGAAGAUGAAAUCAUUCUUCCUUUCAAACAUUGGAAAAAUCCAAAACCUAAUUUUCCAACCACUAAGUCUUCUUUUACUGAUGUUGAACUUCAUCUCGAGUCACCGUUGCCAUCAGAGUGGCAACGCUGCCUCGAUAUUCAGUCAGGAGAAAUACACUUCUACAACACCAGAACACAAAAAAGAACACUGAAAGAUCCAAGGGAAAGCGAAUCAGACCCACCAAGUCCUAGGGAUUCUCAUCACAUGAGCUUAGACCUUCAACUUAACCUGCCUUGUGCUUCACUCAACUAUAAGUCCUCUAAAUUAACAUCCCAAAGGAACACCACAUCAACAACCUCACCACCACCAACGCCCACCACGGCCAGGAGUUUCGCCAUCGGAAAAAUCAACAUCGUCGAUAUCGAGCCAGACGAGGAUGCCGGAGAAAUGGUAGCCACCGCAUGUAACCGGUGUCAUAUGCUUGUUAUGCUUUGCAAGUCCUCACCAACAUGCCCUAAUUGCAAAUAUGUACACCCACCAAGCCAGAACGUUUCUUAACCUGUUAUAUUUUUAUAAUAAUUAAUUAAUUAAUUAGCAGUAAGAGCAACAAAUGAACGUGUUAAUAUCUAUUUUAAUUAAGGGGCAAUAACUAUAAUAAUAAGAAUAUUACUAUUUACUAGUAUGCUUUUUAAAUAUAUAUAUAUAAUAUAUAGAUUAUUAUUGGCUAGGUAUAAGAAUGAUCUCGAAUUAACUAGUUAGUUGGCUUCUUAAUUGGUUAAAUUGUAUAUUUGCUUUGAAAUGGAUUUUACAAGUGUAAAUAUGAUGGGCCACAAUGCUAUAGCAUGUAAAAGUUAAGUGGAGAAAAUUGAAAAAAUGUGUUUUAAGGAGCCAUCACAAUCAAUGUUCAAAC
Amaranthus tricolor (Joseph's coat) is the source of this 1086-nucleotide messenger RNA. RefSeq names its product protein CURLY FLAG LEAF 1. The transcript is spliced from 2 exons. NCBI's taxonomy places the organism in Eukaryota, Viridiplantae, Streptophyta, Magnoliopsida, Caryophyllales, Amaranthaceae. Gene Ontology annotation, molecular function: protein binding. The record is from RefSeq and is a predicted model, not a curated record. The coding region runs from base 78 to 734 and encodes 218 amino acids.